This is a messenger RNA of Cucurbita maxima (winter squash), 455 nucleotides long. Its product is annotated as ubiquitin-conjugating enzyme E2-17 kDa-like. Bases 20 to 322 code for a protein of 100 amino acids. The transcript has 5 exons. The record is from RefSeq and is a predicted model, not a curated record. NCBI's taxonomy places the organism in Eukaryota, Viridiplantae, Streptophyta, Magnoliopsida, Cucurbitales, Cucurbitaceae.
CCUCUCUCGGCUACCGUCCAUGGCGUCGAAACGGAUCCUGAAGGAGCUCAAUGAUCUCCAGAAAGAUCCUUCUACUUCCUGCAGCGGUGUGCAAUGGGUAUCAAGGGGUCACUGGCCAAUGUUGACACAGGGACACCAUGAUGCCAACCCAGAUGAUCUACUAGAGCCAGAAAUUUCUCAUCUAUACAAGACCGAUAGGGCCAAGAAUGAGACAACUACAAGGAGCUGGACUAAAAAAAUAUGCGAUGGGCUCGUUUGUAUUAUGGGAAGGGUACGAGGGAUGUCACUGUUGGUUCUCAUCUCCAUGACCUGUGGAUCUUAAUCCUAGAUUUCAAGCCAGUGAAGAAACUAUCUCGCAUCAUGGCUUCUUAUGGAUGAUGGAGGAUAAAGGCGGAAAAUGGGCCAGAGCGCCGAGCUGCUCCAAUUGUAUUUCCACCCCCACUUGAAUUCUGAGG